GGGUCUGCUGACUAGUCUACUUGUUGCUGUACCAAAAACAACCAAAAUACCAAAUAUUGCUUAAUUAGGGGAAACUGUGUUUUUAUUUACAAUGAUGACUAGAUUAUUCUAGUAGAUGUUUCUAGUAGACGUGACUCACCACGAGUCAUUGGCACUCGUGUAUGAGUCAGGUUGUUUAUAACCUUUCGGAACUCGGACUAAACGCCAAUCCUCUCUACCUAACUACAGAAAUAGGACGACGUGUACGUGUUUCCAUCUGUACCAGGUUAGGCGGUUUCUAGCGGGACAUUUAUUUGCUUACAAAGAGGUGUUACAUUUGAGAUCCGUGGAAAUAGUAAAAAGUCCCGAUGGUAAAGUCUAUUUUACAGCGUCCCAUCAAACGAUUAGAGAUGUCGGAAUGGUUCUUUAUUCUGCUCAUCGCUGCACUCAGAGACAUUGAUGCCUUCGAAGUACAGGCGCCCCAGCCCAGAGUGGUAGCCGUCUAUGACCAGCCGGCUGUUUUGGGCUGUGUGUUCCCCCCUAGCCUUGACCCUGGUGCCCCCCUGAAAGAGGAUCUCGUGGUGACAUGGCAGAGGGUAGAAGAUUUGCGGGUGGUCCACAGUUUCUACUACGGAACAGACCAACUGGCGCACCAGAGCGGGGAGUACCACAACCGCACUGGACUGUUCCAUUCCCAGCUCCCUGGGGGAAACGCAUCCCUCAGGUUGGAGAGUGUAGGUCCAGGGGAUCAGGGAAGAUAUCUCUGUUCGGUUAAUAACAUGAAGGGGACAGGAAAGGCUGAGGUCCAGCUCAAAUACGCAGCAUUCUACACAGAGCCUCACCUCACAGUCCAGGCCCAGCACUCUUACAUGACCUUCCUCUAUGAGACUGAAGGUUACCCAGAACCAGAGGUCCGCUGGUUGGACCCGAAUGGCCAUAACCUCACGCAUAACAUCUCAGUGACCCAGUCGUCCAGGGCCCCGGGCCUGCUCCUCUCCCUCCGCACCCAGUUGGUGAUGCAGGCUGGUGGGGCAGUCAACUACACCUUCUCCCUGAGGAACCAGCUCCUGGAGCAGGUCAUGGAGAGGUCACUGAGCUAUGAGUCAAGCAAUAGAAACCAUGCCGACUGUCCCAGAGACAGAUCUACACUGCUGAUGUUGUUCAUCCCUGCUGGAGGCUUGCUGAUUUUCCUCAUAUUCCUUUACUUACGACACAAACGGACAUGGAAAGCCACAUCUAAAUCACAAAAUAUGACAGAGAUAACUGUGCGUAAACAAACUUGUGACAAGAACACUGGUCUUCUAGAGGCAAGGACAUCCAACUGCGAUUCGUACGUCUCACCUCCAAGCCCAGUACAUGAAGUUUAAGAGACUCAUUGUUCAUUCUCUGCCAAGUCCAACGUGUGUUUCUGGUCUAGUAGUCGCAUGGUAACAUCCUUCCUGGAGCUGAGAAUGCUGGAAAUCCAGUUGGCAGUCUGGCAGUAACAAUGAAUCACAGUUUCAUUAGGUGGUGGUAACAUUAAAUGACUCUUUCUUCUCGACAUUGCCCAACAUGUUAUCACUGGGUCAGAUUACUGGAGAGGGAACCAGACACAAAGCUUCUAUUGAGAGACGGUCUCAUUACAGACCCGAGGGGAAAACAAUCUGACAGAUUUGGUGGGAGGGGCCACUAACAACAAUCCAGAACAGUGUUUAUGGGAAAUGAGUGGCAAAAGCCAUUUACCGUUUGACGCGAUUCAUGUUCUUAGACAUUUAUUUUCCUGUGUAAAGUGCAUCGAAAGUAUUCAAACCCCUUGCCUUUUUCCACAUUUUGUUACGUUACAGCCUGAUUUUCCUCAUCAAUCUACACACAAUAUCCCAUAAUGACAAA
This is a messenger RNA of Salvelinus namaycush (lake trout), 1848 nucleotides long. Its product is annotated as CD276 antigen-like. The transcript is spliced from 4 exons. Gene Ontology annotation, cellular component: external side of plasma membrane. Bases 348 to 1346 code for a protein of 332 amino acids. Gene Ontology annotation, biological process: T cell costimulation; positive regulation of T cell proliferation; cell surface receptor signaling pathway. The record is from RefSeq and is a predicted model, not a curated record. NCBI's taxonomy places the organism in Eukaryota, Metazoa, Chordata, Actinopteri, Salmoniformes, Salmonidae.